This is a messenger RNA of Chara braunii, 1639 nucleotides long. The record is from the annotation of a GenBank genome assembly. NCBI's taxonomy places the organism in Eukaryota, Viridiplantae, Streptophyta, Charophyceae, Charales, Characeae.
CGGCCAGAUCAGUGGCCAGAUCAGUGGCCAGAUUGCAAGGACGGGGGGAUUCACAGCCCACGAAGUGCAGCUGUGCAGGGCAGAGGACGGACCAAUUGCGUUGGUGCCACAGCUCCCCGCGCUUCUUCCUCCCGCUGCUCCUCUCAUUUUCCAAGCCAUUCCCCCUGUCCCGUACUAAAUGCCUCCCUUCUUCUCUUACACCACCCUCCCCUACCAGCUAACGGAGGGCCCUUAUCCCAUGCGCGAGUUCUCGGAGUAUUUGGUGGAACUUACUAACGUGGAGCCGCUGCCCUUCGCCGACGAAGACGCGUGGGAGUUGCACCGUGCGCUGUACACGUAGGUGGCGCUGGGGAUGUUCCGGUUCUUCGUGGAUCACGAAGACCACUGCAUCGGGGAGCACUUCGUCGUCUACUACGUCAUCACAUGGCCCAAGCCAGCGGAGAAGGAAGGGAUGGUGGCGCUGUACCCAUUCGCCAAGCUCCAAACGAUCGAUCCGGGCUUGUUGGAGCUCAUACAUCUUGAGUUCCUCUCUAUUGCGCAAGUGAUCGCGAGCGAGGAGGAGGAGAUCCAACCACGAUUGCGGACGGCGACGGCCCCGCGGAGAACGUACAACGAGGUCGUCAUCCCGGAUUACAUUGCGCAGCGCGCGGAGAGGCUGGAGGACUUCCCGGACGAAAAGCCGUUGCGACCUCCCUCGUCGUAUCUUCGACCGGCGCCACCGAAGGCCCCCAAGAAGACGCCGAAGAGGAAGAGACGCCACCCGUCGCUGGGAGCGCAAGGCAGCAGGAUCGGUGGUGGCGAGGAGGUGAUUCAGCCCGCGCGUGCGCGGAAUCCUGACCCUGUGCCUGGGAGUGCGGCGACGCCCGUUAAGGAGACUGUCGUGCCAUCGCCGCCCUUCCCCCGUGUGCCCGAUCUCAAUCUUGAUGGAGCCGGGCCAUCAUCAGCAGCAGCAGCCAGAGAAGGAAGCCGAAUGGGAUUUCCGAAUCCAAUAUCCAGACCCCUCGUCCUCGCGGGACCUCUCCAGGUGGACUUCAUGGUGGAGCCCGCCACCAUCAGGCUCGAGGCCAUCGGGGGGGCGUCGCGCCCUGAUCCGGCCUGGGAGCCAUAUCUGACACCCCCUUUUGGGCCUUUUCAAGGGUGUAUUGCGGCGCGACUAAUUGGGACGCUCAUCUACGAGACCGGGCAGCGUCCCAAUGUGAUGUACCACUUCCUGGUCUUUGCGGCGCAGAAGCGGGAGCGGCGGCCUUACACCGAGACCCAUGUGGUGAUGACGGGUCCAGGGCCCCGAUCGGUGCGCAAGCGGGUGGUGCGAGAGGUGGUGGAUCUGGCGCCACGUGUCCUGUCUCAUGUGUCGGGGGCCUUCCUCUAUCCCUUGUUCGUCCAGCACCACUUCCAGGAGGAAGAUGCGCCAACGACUCCCGCAGCAACGGCUGCUUUUCUUCCACCUAUUCCGCCCCCUCUCAAUCCCGACAUCGAUCACUUCCUCUGAUCACCCCCGUCUACCUCUCCCCUAUUCUCCCCUUCUCCUUCGGUUUAUCGUCUUCUUCUCCUAUCUCCAAAGUUCACGCGUCGAGACGCGCUGUGUAAAAAAAUAAAAUAACAAAAAAAUAAAAUAAAAAAAUAAAAUAAAAUUUAGAAC